Messenger RNA from Hermetia illucens (black soldier fly), 804 nucleotides. RefSeq names its product 26S proteasome non-ATPase regulatory subunit 9. Gene Ontology annotation, molecular function: protein binding. Lineage: Eukaryota; Metazoa; Arthropoda; Insecta; Diptera; Stratiomyidae. The transcript has 3 exons. Gene Ontology annotation, biological process: proteasome regulatory particle assembly. Gene Ontology annotation, cellular component: nucleus; cytoplasm. The coding region runs from base 97 to 741 and encodes 214 amino acids. The record is from RefSeq and is a predicted model, not a curated record.
ACAUUUGAGAUUGCAGUUGACAUUGGUAAAUAUUUUUAUUUUGCGUGUUGGUGCUUGGCACGUCUUUGGAGUACGUUUUAUUAGCGACUGGCAGUAAUGGUAGUUCCAGACGAAUCUAAGAAAGCUCAGACGCUGCAGCUAAUUGCGGAGAAGGAUGCUAUAGAAAGGAAAAUCCAGGAAUAUGGGCAGAUACUAGAAACGAACAAUGUUGGCAUGACAGGGAGCCUAGUCGACGCGGAAGGCUUUCCACGCAACGAUAUAGAUGUUUACCAAGUUCGACAUGCGCGACAUCAAAUCAUUUGCCUGCAAAAUGAUCUGAAAGCAUUAAUGAAGCAAAUCGAGAAAGGAAUUGAAGAAAUACACGCAGACGCUAGACGUGAAGAGCAAGGGCAAACCAGCCCUAAAUUUGCCGGCUUUUCCGAAUCAGAAGGUGGAGCUGAAGCUACUGAGUUUGAAUUACGACCUUUUAUUAAAGUUGACCUUGUUUCGUCUGGAUCACCAGCAGAGGAUGCUGGUUUAAUGGCUAAUGAUAGAAUAUUGGAAUUUGGAUCUAUCAACUGUAAAAACUUCGUAAAUUUGAAUACAAUCGCAGAGGUUGUCAAGCAUCGCGAAAAGCAACGUAUUCAGGUUAAAGUGAAGAGAGGUGAACAAGUUCUUGAUUUAAAUUUGAUUCCAUCUCCUUGGCGAGGGAGAGGUUUACUUGGAUGCAAUAUUGUUCCAGUUGACCCAAGUGAACGUUAAUUGUUAUCUCAUAAUUUUGCAUUUACGAACAAUAAAAUAUUCUGCAAUCGUUCUUGAAAUACA